AUGGGAUGGAUCAAACCAAAAUCAAUUACCUUUAAAAAGGCAUGGGCAGUACUUGAAGAAGAUGAAUACUUUGCAUUGUUAAAGAAAUGUAUCACACCUUCGUUGAUUAUACAGGAUUUCGUUUCAAUGAUCCCACAGGGUGUUGGAUCGUCACAAGAGAUAUUAUCAAAUCCAAACCUAGAUCGUGGAAAUACCUACAAUAUGAAUGGAAAUAGUAAUUUGGAUUAUUUAAAUAGUUAUUAUUCUGAUGAAUAUAUAAAUACUAUUGUUACUACUGUUAAUAGUACUCCUCCUCCUCCCGCAUCUUCUUCAAGUUUAAAACAAUCACAAGGAUUACAACAGCCACCAUCCUCUUCAUCUUCAAAUUUAAAUCAACAAGAAUAUAAAAUAGCAUUAAAAAAUAAGGCAUAUCAAUGUAUUGGAAUAUCAAAUGAUCUUGUUGAAAUUCAAUCAAUGUGGCAAUGGAUCAAAGACAAUAUUAUACCAUCGGUUCAAAAGAUGAAUAACAAUAGCAACGAAAUAUUUGAAUUCCUAUCACUCAAAUUCACAUGUCUUGGCAUACACGACGAAAACAACAAAGAACAAGAACGUGAAAGAGAACAAAAAGAUAAAGAUUUCAAGAAAAAAGAAAGAGCUUUUAAAAAAAGAUUUAAUUUUAAUACAAAUGAAUCUUUAGUUACUCAAUAUUCAUGUUCAUUAAUGGAUAAAAUACAAAGACAUGGUUGUAUUAGGAUUAUACCGACAAAGAUCAAGAUUAUGUUUAAUGAAAUAUUGGAAUUAAAGAAAUGUACACAUUCCAAUUCAUUUCGAUUCUUGUCGUCGAUUACCGAUACGAUCAAGAUACAAACCGAGGCCAAGGAAUACAUAUUCCAUACUUUUUUCAAGAUUGAUGAAACCUUUCAAAUAUUGGAUCAGAUUCGUAAACUGGCAAUGAAUAGAAUGAUUGUCAAUGCAGAUAAACAACAUAUGAUUCAAACGGCUACAACUACGGUUGUAUCAAAUAGUUCAAACAACAAACAAAUGGGAAUGCCUACUAUACCAAUACCAAUAUCCUCCCAAUUCAAUUCGUUAAAGGCAUCGGGUGGAUAUUUUCAAGCACCUAUUGGAGUUGGUGCAGCUCAAUCGAUUGAUGGUGGUAUUCAUAAUAUUGCAUCGUCAAGUUGGCAACCAUCCCCUUAUAUUUCAUUGUCACCACCUGGUGAGCCAUAUGGUUCUCUAUCAUCUUCUCUUGGAGCAGCGGCUUCAAGUAGUUAUACAACUCCAUUUACCGGUGGUGGUGGUGGUGGAAGUCACAUUACAACGGGUGGCAAUAACAGCUGUUACUAUUCCAGUUCACCAUUGGCAACAGCUCCUCCUUCACUAAGUGCAUCUACCACCAAUUAUUGGGAUUCACCAACUAGUGUCAACCCAAGUUUUGGAUCACAGACUCCACUAUCAUCUUCGUCGUCGGCUAUCCACAGUCCUUCAACCAACACACUACUUUCUCAAAGUUUUGGUGGAAUGAGUUUUGGUAAAACUCCAACUGGUAUUCAUUUAUAUCGUCAUCACCAACAAUCACAACAACAACAACAACAACAACAUAAUAGUCAUCAACAACAUCGUCAUAGUCAUCAAACAAUAGUAAAUGUAAAAGAAAUACUUAAAGAACAAAUUAAAAAUCAAGAUUUCCAAUCACUUUUCAAUCUUCCUUCACAAGAAUUCCUAAUCGAGGAGUUUCAAUCAACACUAUUACUUUAUCAUGGACGUACCAAACAAGAGGUACCAGGAAAGUUAUACAUUUCAACAAACUUUGUUUGUUUUGGUUCAACAGAUUUAAAUUUUAUCAUUCCCAUUCAAGAAAUAUCAUUUUUAACUACUGAUGAUUCAAACAAAAGAAUUAUUAAAAUUACUGUUCAAAAUAUUCAAAAGUUUUAUUUAUUAACAAAUCAAGUUGAAAAUACAUAUGAUUUAUUAAGACAUUUAUGGUUAGAAACUGGAUCAACAUCAACUGGUUCAACUAUUGGGUCGUCAUUAUCAAUUUUUAAUUCAGAAUAUCAAAGAGUUGGACUUUGUGAAUCAAUGUUUAAAGAUUUGAAAUAUUUUUCAAGUGAUUUUGAAAAGAUUCAAAGAGAACAAACUCAUAUUUGGAAUCAAUAUUUUGAAGUAAAUGGAGAUGGAAUUGCAAUGAUCAAUAGAAAUGAUUUGAAGAUGAUGAUUCGUGGAACUAUUCCAGAUGACUAUAGACGUACACUAUGGUUAUUAACCUCUGGUGCCAUUUACAAAUCCUAUUGUCAACAUCCCAACUAUUAUACUCAAUUGUUGGAUCUUCAUGCAACAGAAACACCAUCGACAUUUAAAAAUGAUAUUGAAAAGGAUUUGAAGCGGUCAUUCCCAGAACAUCCUUACUACCAAACCGAACAAGGAAUCGAUUCACUUCGAAACAUUUUAAUUGCCUAUUCACUUCGUAACCAAUCGAUUGGUUAUUGUCAAUCAAUGAAUAUUAUUGGUGCCAUUCUACUAUUGUACAUGAAUGAAGAGGAGGCAUUUUGGGUUCUAUCGGCUAUUUGUGAAGACUAUGUAGAGGAUUAUUAUCAUCAAACUGGUAUGGUUGGAAGUAUAGCCGACGGUAAAACAUUUGAACAUUUGGUAGAGAUCUACCUACCAGAACUCGAUCAACACAUCAAAAAACUCAAUUGUUCAUUGUCAAUGAUCAUUUUGCCAUGGCUUUUGUGUCUCUUUAUCGGACACGUUCAGAUGGAAGCAAGUUUACGUAUUUUGGAUUGUUUCUUUUAUGAAGGUUCAAAUUUCCUCCUUCAAGCUGCGCUGUCUUGUUGUAAAUCAAAGGAAAAUCAACUAUUGGCUUGUAAAAGUGAAGAAGAGGUGAUGAAGGUUUUUAAAACUAAAAACUAUAACGUUGACCUCAUUUUUAAUUGUGUUUUGGAAACUUUUGAUGAUAUCCAACAAGACAAAAUCGAACAAAUUAGAUCUUCAAACAAAUUCAUGGCAAUUAAAAAUGUACAAAUAACAACUAAAAAAUCAAAAAUUAGAGAUUGGAGUGAAAGAUAUAAAAAUUUAACAAGAAAUGAUUUAGAAAUUAUUUAUGAUUUAUUCCAAUCUUAUGUAUCAUUAAGUACAAGUAAAUUGGGAAUUGGUAGAAACAAAUUUAUGGAAAUUUGUAAAGAUGUUUUACCAGGUGCCUGGAAAAAUCAAGUGGAAUUACAUCAUAGAUUAUUUAAAUUAUUAGAUGAUGAUAUGGAUGAUUUUAUCAUUGGUGAUGAAUUUUUUGUUUUUGAUAUGUAUGAUAUAGAUCAUGAUGAACAAAUUAAUUAUCAAGAAUUUAAAUUAUUUUUGGAUUCUCUAUUAAGUUUAUUGAAACCAAAUCAUAUACCAAAUCAAUCACAUCCAUCAUUUGAAAUUGAUACAUUUGUUACACAUAUACUUUCAUUGGAAGAUGAACAAUUAUUAAGUAUUGAACAGAUCACUUCCUUUGUCGAUGAAAUGAAGAAUUUCUUUGGCAUUGAAAACCUUGUUCACCAAUAUCAAAUUGGAAAUACUCAUCAUCAAAGUAAUAACACAACACCCAUCCUCUACAAUUUAUCAACAACAACACAACUAAAUCCCUUAUCCCUUUAUGGCUUGCUUGCAUUUAAAAUUAAUAAUUAA
Molecule: messenger RNA, 3642 nt
Organism: Cavenderia fasciculata
Lineage: Eukaryota; Evosea; Eumycetozoa; Acytosteliales; Cavenderiaceae
Exons: 9
Coding region: 1-3642 (1213 amino acids)
Molecular function (GO): calcium ion binding
Source: RefSeq, a predicted model, not a curated record